UCGGUGGGGACGGAGAACAAGGGGUUUGUGUAGUGUUGUGUUUGCCCGCAAAAGCGUUAAUAUUGAAAAACAGGCCCGAAAGCAGGAGCAGCAGCAGUGGUGGUGAAACAAGCGAAGAAGCCGCGCCUCGUUUGUUUCUGUUGUUUCCCGGCGGAGGAGGCAGCUCUCGGUGUCGCCAGGAACAUCGCCCCGGUCUGACAGGGAGCUUGGCAGGGAACAAUGCCUGGCAAAGCCGCGGUAGCAGUGGCGCUUCAACCCAGUAGUAACGUCGUUACAGUGGCUCCGCAGAAGUCUUUCCCUUUCGUGUUGAAGAAGAUUAUGGACAUCCCCCCUCCAAACAUCCUAGAGGAAGGCGACGACGAAAUAGAGAAGGAGAAGCUGUGCUCAUCUGAGGAUGUGGAGGGAGGAGGGGCUGGGGCAGCCAGUGCUGGUGGAGGCUCUAGAGGAGGAGGUGGUGGCGGCGGUGGUGGUGGUGGGGGGGUAUCAGCCUCCCUGACCCCAGCCAUUUGGGAGAAGACCAUUCCCUAUGAUGGGGAGACUUUCCACCUGGAAUACAUGGACCUGGAUGAGUUCCUCCUGGAAAACGGGAUCCCUGUGAGUCUGGAGGAGGAGGCGCUGCAGAAGACUCUGACCUCAGUGGAAGGCAAAGGCAAAUCCAUUCCCAAGGUUGCAUCUUCAGUUACCACCACCAAUACUACUACUACUACUACUACUCCUCCUUCUGUCACUGCAGUCUCUGUCUCUGCCUCGGCAUCUUCCCCAUCUGCAUCUUCCCCAUCUGCCUCGGCCACCUCUACAGUCACCUCAGAACCAGAGGAAACAGUGACAGUCACCACCUUACAACCAGCUAAACUAGAAGAGGAAGAGGAAGAAGAUGAAGAACAAGAAGAGGAAUCUUUGUCUGAGGAGGCAACAGCAGAGGUGAACGUGAAGGAGAAGAAAACAGAUCGCAACUCUGCAGAGCGUAACACACCCUCCCCCAUCGACCCAGACGCAAUUGAGGUGGACAUUAAUUUCCAGCCCGAUCCCACAGACCUGGUCCUGUCCAGUGUGCCAGGAGGAGAGCUGUUCAACCCACGCAAACACAAGUUCUCUGACGAGGAGCUGAAACCGCAGCCCAUGAUCAAGAAGGCCAAGAAAGUGUUUGUUCCUGACGAACAGAAGGAUGAGAAAUACUGGUCCAGGAGAAAGAAGAACAAUCUGGCAGCAAAGCGUUCUCGCGACGCACGGCGACUGAAGGAGAACCAGAUCACGGUGCGUGCCUCCUUCCUGGAACGGGAAAACGCAGCGCUGAGGCAGCAAGUGGCUGAGCUGCGGAAGGACUGUGGCCGCUGCAAGAACAUCCUGGCCCGGUAUGAGGCCAAGUACGGCCCACUGUAAAGAACUCGGAAUAAAAACCCACGAAGAAUCGAGACAAGAGCAGAACUUCCCUCCCUGCAAAAUUCAACACGGACACAAACACCAAGGGAAUCUAAAUGUGCACUUUUGUCUUUGCUGACCUCCAGUCACUGUGCCGAGCUCCAGUUGUUGUUGUUGUUGUUUUUCUUUUCUUUUCUUUUUUUUAACAUGAUGCUGGAGUUUUGGAUACACACUGGCAGGCAGUGAGGCAUGAUGGGAGCGGUGGUCACAGGAAGGCCUGUGGAGAGCGCCUGGCUCCUACACUCAGAGAGAAAGGGGACGGUUGUGGAUACUCCCAUGGUCACACACACGUGGAAAAUAUGGUCUGUCUCAAGACGGUUUCAGGAAAGUCAGGAAAUAUGAAAAGAGCAGGCUGGUACAAAAGAAUCACAGGCUUUUAAAUACCACACAGAUCUGUUUUUAUCACUGCAUAGCACUUCUUCCUAGUGGACCAAAGCAUGAGUAACGUCAGAAGUUGUGUAUUUAGAACGGGGCACGCCCGCUGUCCCUCACUUUUCCUUGUGUUGCACUUACGUUUGUGUCUGUGCUUCCUUUAAAAUACUGCAGCUGGGGCUCAGAAAAAAAGAAGGAUGUUUAUUAACUCAUGGCAGAGUAGGAGAGGGACAGAUGAAUACAGGGAUAAAGGAGCAGCAGAGGCAGAUUCACAUUGCACUUCCAGCCUGAAGAAAAAGGAAUCAGAGACCUCAGUUUGCCACUGAAGAGUUUAAUACUGGUGUGAUUCAGUCACAGUCACAGUUAAUUCCUUCUUGUAACCCACAUGCACACCUGUGCACACACACAAAAAAAGAAAAAAACCCAAUUUGUAUAUAUAGUCACAUUCCUGUACCACAUAAAUAUGUGUGUAUCAGUGUGUAAUUCAUUUUUGCACUUUUUCUCAAAAAAGAAAACAACACAUUGUGUAAAGAUUAUAGUGGUGGCAGGUGUCUACCUUAUUCACCACGACCACAGUGGGAGACACAGCAGCUUACAAAGGAAAAAAAAACAUGCAUGACCUACAGUUUUAAGCUACUGUAAUGUAGUUUGCUUUUCUACUAACCUCAGAUCAGCUUCCAGAGCCUCUCACAAUAUUUUAUUAAAGAAGUCAGAUUUUGGGUUUUCUUAAAAGACGGUGGUUUUACAACUGGAGAAAGAGCAGCAGUUUCUUUUCCUUUCCUGUAGAUUACUGCUGUCAAAGGCACGGCAACGUCUGAAGAUGUCCAGGGCCCUCACCGGUGGAGGGGUAUGUUCAUAUGUAGGGAUGUUUAUUUUACUGCACACUGCAAGUAGAGGGCGCUAGAGCCACUACCUGUCUGCUCAUGGUGUAGUGACGGCUGGAUUGACUUGUAUUUUUUUAAAUUUAGCCAGGCCCAAAAUCGACUGCUUCUAAACCUUGUAAUUAAAUGAUUGUCUCAUGGUCUUUAUUUCCUAAGACAGGGAUUAUGACUGUGUCUUUAUUAACCCAAUACUAUAACUUAUAUAUUUGCCAAAUAGUCAAUGAGUGCUGUAUUUAUUCUGAUGGUAAUAAUGCAUCUGUUGAUUGUGAUGUACAACAACAUGUCAGAUAAUUCUAUUUCCUCUGAGAAACAAUACUUAUAAUGAAACCAAUGACUAAGCAGGGAAUUCAAUGGGUAAACUGUGCUUUUUGGAUGUUUAUUUUAAAAACAGAUUUAUACAAUUAUAUGGAUUUUUUUUCUCUAUACAUGCAUACAUACAGUAUGUGUCUGAACCCACGGGACAGGGCACAUUCUUAUUUACCUCAUCCAACACUUCCUAUUUUGAAUGGGUAAAGGUGUAGUAGGGCUACAGAGUGGUGUUGGUUGAAGCAGAGAGCACAUUAAAAGCAGCUUAGCUCCAUUUGGCAAAACCUUGAGUCCGAGUUGACAAAUUGAGUUCUUUUUGCCAAAGUGGCCGAGUCUGUGUUUAAAUUAAUAAAUACAUUAGACUGUUAUGGGAAACUCAAUCUCAAGUGUCUUUGACUGAUGCAGAUUUUGUGAUCGGUCAGCUUGAGCUCAUAAUCGCCAUAAUCUUGGAAAGAAAAUAAAUGUGGCAAUAAUACUCUGUUAUGUAAUGCUCGUUUAAUUUCAGUGAUGAUGUUGUCUGUAAAAUUGCUAUGAUGUACUAAAUAGAAAUGCCCCAAAGUCAUCUGUGCUUCCAGUUUAGAUCCUCUGUAGUCUAGGAUCCUAAUGCAUGAAACCCAGUAAACUUGUCUUUUUUUUGUUUUCCUUGACUAUUUUACACCAAGUGUACUUACGUCUGUAAACCAUCACUGAAAACCAGAUAUGUUUUUGGAUGGGUGGGUCGAUGAUCUGUUGUACAGUUCUGUCAAAAGGAAAAGCAGAACAUCUUAGCUAUGAUGUCUUGUGUUUAUAGCUUGCAUAAUAGCGCCACCCAUCCUUGUGCAGCCAGUGCUUGACCUUGGGGUGACCAUCAGCUGAAAGCAGCAUCUUUUGAUCACUGUGUGGAUUGUUUUCUAUUUACUUAAGAUUGAUCUAUAUCUAGAUACACUGGAUCAGUUGGUGCUUUUGUGUUUUCUUGAUAGUUCUUGUGUUUGUUUCGGUUUUCCUGAUGAUGUAGUAUAACAGGCAUUUUUAAAGCAGCGUGUUCUUAUUUUGCAUUGACAUUCAAACUUGACAUUGACUGCAUUUUGCUGUUUAUACAUCAAUGUAGUUGAUGAAUGCAAACUUUUAGUUAUUUUGUAACUAAAUUCCAAUGUUCUGCGUAAGGCUGACCGAAGGUACUGGCCAAGAAAGCCUUUUUGGAAAGGCAAUAAAUCCAGAUGUUUUAUAGUACAGCAUACAAUAUGUAGCAAUCUCUUUUUUUUGUGAUGCAAAGCGCCUCCGGAAACUGGCAGGUAACUGUUGCUCAUUAACAUUCAGCAGGUUGCAGAUACUCCAGUUCCACACACGCCAACCUGCAACGUCAAUAGGGAAUUAAAAUAACAGUAUCAGUGGUUUAGACCUGCAGGUUUAGAAGUGUGUUCCCACCUACAGACAAAGUCACAGCUACUGCACUUCUGCAUGUUUGUCAGGUGUCUUGAAAUUGCAUUUUUUUCCCUUCAUAGCAGCUGUUUUUCCUUGUUAGUUGCAUGCUGUUACAACUGCAGUUGUAACAGCAUGCCUGCAGGUGGCGCACAUAUUUAAGUGCUGUUGUUUUCUUUGUGUGUAGAUGGCAUAAAUGAGCACAUCUGAUGGACUAAAUUGCCGUUUUCAGGGUCUGGUCUAAAACUGUUGGCACUGGCUCCAGGUGCUUUGCAUCACUGACACUAUGUCCUUGUUUGUUAGUCAAAGUAGCUACAAUAUUCCUGGAAAAAAAAUUUAAACGUCUUUGCUGAAAACAUUUUUAAAGUUUUGUUUUGUGGUGUUUUGCUUUAUUUUUCUCUCUUUUUAUAUAAACAUAUGUUUUUGUUGGAUGUUUUUGUAUUGUCUUAACCAUGUAUAGGAUACAUGCAACUGCAGUGCCAUGUCCUAACUGUAUCUUGUAUCAUGUAUAUGAAAUAAAUUGGGAUUUAAUGACA
Toxotes jaculatrix (banded archerfish) is the source of this 4912-nucleotide messenger RNA. It is a transcript of the gene tefb, whose product is annotated as TEF transcription factor, PAR bZIP family member b. Bases 220 to 1380 code for a protein of 386 amino acids. The record is from RefSeq and is a predicted model, not a curated record. Lineage: Eukaryota; Metazoa; Chordata; Actinopteri; Toxotidae. Gene Ontology annotation, molecular function: DNA-binding transcription factor activity, RNA polymerase II-specific; RNA polymerase II cis-regulatory region sequence-specific DNA binding. Gene Ontology annotation, cellular component: nucleus. Gene Ontology annotation, biological process: regulation of transcription by RNA polymerase II. The transcript has 4 exons.